AUGUUUGAUGAGGAUGAGGAUGAUGAGGAUGAUGAUGAGGAUGAUGAGGAUGACGAGGAUGACGAUGAGGAGGAUGAUGAGGAUGAUGAGGAUGAUAAGGAUGAUGAGGAUGAUGAGGGUGAUGAGGGUGAUGAGGAUGUUGCUGUCCAAGGGGAGGGGGAGGGUGAGUAA
Messenger RNA from Sphaerulina musiva SO2202, 171 nucleotides. RefSeq lists its product as uncharacterized. Bases 1 to 171 code for a protein of 56 amino acids. The record is from RefSeq and is a predicted model, not a curated record. The transcript is spliced from 2 exons. Lineage: Eukaryota; Fungi; Ascomycota; Dothideomycetes; Mycosphaerellales; Mycosphaerellaceae.